AUGGAAGGAAAGAGGGAAGCGAGGAAGGAAGGAAGCGAGGAAGCAAGGAAGGAAGCGAGGAAGCAAGGUAGGAAGGAAGAGAGGAAGGAAAGAUGCGAGGGCGGAAGGAAGCGAGGAAGCAAGGAAGGAAGGAAGCAAGAAAAGAAGAAAGGAGGAAGGAAGCGAGGAAGCAAGGAGGGAAGGAAGGAAGCGAUGAAAGAGAGAGGCGAGGAAGCAAGGAAGGAAUGAAGCGAUGAAGGAAGGAAGCGAGGAAGCAAGCGAGGAAGCAAGCGAGGAAGGAAAGAUGCGAGGAAGGAAGGAAGCAAAGAAGGAAGAAAGCAAGAAAAGAAGAGGCGAGGAAGAAAGGAAGGUAGGAAGCGAGGAAGGAAACGAGGAAGGAAAGAAGCGAGGAAGCAAGGAAGGAAGGAAGCCAGGAAGGAAGGAAGCGAGGAAGCAAGGAGGAAAAGAAGCAAAGAAGGGAGUAAGCAAGGAAAGGAGGAAGGAAGGAUGCGAGGAAGGAAGUAAGCGAGGAAGCAAGGAAGGAAGGAAGCAAGGAAGGAACGAAGCGAGGAAGGAAGGAUGCGAGGAAGCGAAGAAGGAAGGAAGUGAGGAAGCAAGGAAGGGAGGAUGCAAGAAAGGAAGGAAGCAAGGAUGGAAGGAAGGAAGCGAGGAAGAAAGGAUGCAAGAAUACGAGGAAGCAAGGAAGGGAGGAAGAAAGGAAGCGAGGAAGGAAGCGAGGAGGGAAGAAGCAAAGAAGGAAGGAAGCGAGGAAGGAAGCGAGGAAGGAAGGAAGCAAGGAUGGAAGGAAGCGAGGAAGGAAGGAUGUGAGGAAGCGAGGAAGGAAGCCAAGAAGCAAGGAAGGAAGGAAGCGAAGAAGCAAGGAAGGGAGGAAGCGAGCAAGCAAAGUGACAACCUUACCUCGGUUAUGAAAGAGGCAUUGGAGUUCCAUGUCAAAUGGUGA
This is a messenger RNA of Owenia fusiformis, 940 nucleotides long. The record is from the annotation of a GenBank genome assembly. NCBI's taxonomy places the organism in Eukaryota, Metazoa, Annelida, Polychaeta, Sabellida, Oweniidae.